AUGGAAUCGAGAGAUAAGGUGCUUAAAGGUCAUUAUUUUUUUGAUAGUAAGCCAUUGAUUAUGAAACAUUGGGAUCAGGAUGUUGAUAUGGAAAAGGAGGUGGUGCAGGUUGUUCCAAUUUGGAUCCAAUUGAAGCUGAGUUUUAAAUACUGGAGUGAGAAAGCCAUAUUCAAAAUUGUCAGCCAAUUGGGGAAACCUAUAGAGAGAGAUUAUGCUACAGCUUGCAGGGAUAAAAUUCAGUUUGCUAGAGUAAUGGUUGAAGUUCUAAUGGCAGAAUCUUUACCUGAUCACAUAUUUUUCAUGAAUGAACAUGGAGAGAAGAUUAAGGUGGAUUUGAGGCAGGGUAAAAGUAGGAAAGUGUGGGUUCAGAAACAGAAGCAAGGGGGUGCACAACCUCAACAAGUUGUUAACCCAGUUUUUGAGGUGGAUCAAGAGGGAUUUCAAAGAGCAUUGAGGCCUAUCAGGGUUUGGGCUGACUCUGUGGAACCAACACAUGUUACUAACCCUUUUGAUAUUCUGCAGAAUGAGGGCAUGAAUGAGAGUACUGACAAAUUACCAGGUGGAGAAGAUGAAGUGAGAAGGUUCAUCCAGCAGAUUGAUAUUGGGUUGGUUGGCCUCCUUGAACACAAGGUGAAGGGUGCCAAUCUUGGUAAACUUUAUCAAAGAGUGUUCAUAAAUUGGUGUUUCAAUGGGAAUGUUAGUUUUCAUAAAGGUGGAAGGAUUGUAGUUUUUUGGAAACCAGACAGUUUCACUGUGAGUAUUCUAGCUGUUACAGCUCAAUUCAUUCAUUGCCAUGUCACUCCUUUGAGUGGUAAAGAUGGAUUUUAUUGUACUUUUGUGUAUGCUUUUAAUGAGAGUAGGCAGAGACUAGAGUUAUGGAGAGAUUUAAAUACCUUGAACACACAGGAACCUUGGAUCAUGUGUGGUGAUUUCAAUUGUUUUAUGACUAUUGAGGAGAGAAUUGGUGCUCAUGUGAGGCAAGCUGAAAUUGCUGACAUUAAUGAGUCUUGGCAGAAUGUUUAUAAGGAUGCAGAGGUGUGUUUUAUGAGUGAAGGAGAGUUUGAUCACUCUCCUGGGCUUCUCACUGUGUAUCCAAGGGCUGAAAGUGGAAGGAAACCAUUCAGAUACUUCACAAUGUGGAAGACAGCUCCUAAUUUCAAUGCCAUCAUUCGAGAUGUAUGGAGUGAGGAGAUUAAUGGAAGCAAGAUGUAUGUGCUAGUUUCUAAAUUAAAGAAGAUUAAACUUGCCUUUAAGGAGCUUAAUAAGAUUGGAUUCACUGAUAUCCAAGCUGCUGAUAUUAAAGCUCACUAG
Messenger RNA from Spinacia oleracea (spinach), 1311 nucleotides. RefSeq lists its product as uncharacterized. The record is from RefSeq and is a predicted model, not a curated record. The transcript has 4 exons. Gene Ontology annotation, molecular function: catalytic activity. Lineage: Eukaryota; Viridiplantae; Streptophyta; Magnoliopsida; Caryophyllales; Amaranthaceae. Bases 1 to 1311 code for a protein of 436 amino acids.